Molecule: messenger RNA, 912 nt
Organism: Eruca vesicaria subsp. sativa (arugula)
Lineage: Eukaryota; Viridiplantae; Streptophyta; Magnoliopsida; Brassicales; Brassicaceae
Source: the annotation of a GenBank genome assembly
UUUCAAUCACUCUCACCGGUCAUAAAAAAAACAUAAAAACAAAAAAGAAGAGAAAUUGUAAUGGCUGCCUCAACCAUGGCUCUGUCCUCCCCUGCCUUAGCCGGAAAGGCUGUGAAACUCUCACCAGGAGCCUCCGAAGUCUUUGGAACCGGACGUGUCACCAUGCGCAAAACCGUCAAAAAACCAACUGGUCCAUCAGGCAGCCCAUGGUACGGAUCCGACAGGGUUAAGUACUUGGGUCCAUUCUCCGGCGAGCCUCCAAGCUACCUCACUGGAGAGUUCCCUGGCGACUAUGGAUGGGACACAGCUGGUCUAUCCGCUGACCCCGAGACCUUUGCCAGGAACCGUGAGCUAGAAGUUAUCCACUGCAGAUGGGCCAUGCUUGGAGCCCUAGGUUGUGUUUUCCCUGAGCUCUUGGCUCGUAACGGAGUGAAGUUCGGAGAAGCUGUUUGGUUCAAGGCUGGCUCACAGAUCUUCAGCGAAGGAGGGCUUGACUACUUGGGUAACCCUAGCUUGGUCCAUGCUCAGAGCAUCUUAGCUAUUUGGGCUACUCAGGUGAUUCUUAUGGGAGCUGUUGAGGGUUACAGAGUCGCUGGAGACGGACCAUUGGGAGAAGCUGAGGACUUGUUGUACCCAGGUGGCAGCUUUGACCCAUUGGGUCUAGCUACUGACCCAGAGGCUUUCGCAGAGUUGAAGGUGAAGGAGAUCAAGAACGGAAGGUUGGCUAUGUUCUCUAUGUUUGGAUUCUUCGUUCAGGCCAUUGUUACAGGAAAGGGACCUUUGGAGAAUCUUGCUGACCAUUUGGCUGAUCCAGUUAACAACAACGCAUGGGCCUUUGCCACCAACUUCGUCCCUGGAAAGUGAGCAGCUUAUUAUUAUGUGAGUGAGAGCAGAGAAAGAGAGUUUGUUUGU